AUGACCCUUUCUAUCCUGGGCUCAGGCAACCGCGUGCCACAGGAGAGGUACGUUCCCACGUGCAUAGAUAAACUUCCUCAGUUUAAUGGCGUCUCUAUCCUCCCCCCCCCCUCUCCUUCCUCCCUCCCUUUCUCUCCCCUCUUCCUCCCCUCCCUUCGAAACGAGUACGGCGAGCUGAUAGACGAGUUCAUGGAGGCGUGCGUGCAAGCAGCGCUUCGGGAGUACGACGAGCUGAUAGACGAGUUCAUGGAGGCGUGCAAGCAGCGGUUUGGGUCGGACGUGCUGAUUCAGUUUGAGGACUUUGCCAACCACAACGCCUUCCGCCUGCUCUUCCAGUACCGCGGCUCUCACCUCGUGUUCAACGACGAUAUCCAGGGCAACAUCUCUCUCGUGCCCCGCCCGCACCAUCGACCCACUAUUCCACCCUUUCCCCCUUCCGCUCUUCCUUCCCUCCACCCACAAUCUCCCUCCCACCAGGGCACAGCAGCUCUACCCCUGCUGGGCUCAUCCCCGUCCAACCAGACCAUCCUUUGCUCCCCCUUCCUCCAUUCCCCUCCCUCACCCCAUGGCCUCGCUCCCACCAGGGAACAGCAUCAGUGGCCCUGGCGGGGCUGCUGGCGUCUCUACCCCUGCUGGGCUCAUCCCUGUCCAACCAGACCAUCCUUUGCUCCUCCUUCCUCCAUUCCCCUCCCUCACCCCAUGGCCUCGCUCCCACCAGGGAACAGCAUCAGUGGCCCUGGCGGGGCUGCUGGCGUCUCUACCCCUGCUGGGCUCAUCCCUGUCCAACCAGACCAUCCUUUGCUCCUCCUUCCUCCAUUCCCCUCCCUCACCCCAUGGCCUCGCUCCCACCAGAGAACAGCAUCAGUGGCCCUGGCAGGGCUGCUGGCGUCUCUACCCCUGCUGGGCUCAUCCCUGUCCAACCAGACCAUCCUUUGCUCCUCCUUCCUCCAUUCCCCUCCCUCACCCCAUGGCCUCGCUCCCACCAGGGAACAGCAUCAGUGGCCCUGGCAGGGCUGCUGGCGGCUCUACCCCUGCUGGGCUCAUCCCUGUCCAACCAGACCAUCCUUUGCUCCUCCUUCCUCCAUUCCCCUCCCUCACCCCAUGGCCUCGCUCCCACCAGGGAACAGCAUCAGUGGCCCUGGCAGGGCUGCUGGCGUCUCUACCCCUGCUGGGCUCAUCCCUGUCCAACCAGACCAUCCUUUGCUCCUCCUUCCUCCAUUCCCCUCCCUCACCCCAUGGCCUCGCUCCCACCAGGGAACAGCAUCAGUGGCCCUGGCAGGGCUGCUGGCGUCUCUACCCCUGCUGGGCUCAUCCCUGUCCAACCAGACCAUCCUCUUCUUCGGGGCGGGCGAGGCCGGCACAGGCAUUGCCGAGCUGCUGGCGACCGCAAUCAGCAGAGAGGCGAACAUAUCCCUGGCGGAGGCUAGAGGCCGCAUUUGGCUCGUGGACUCCAAGGUGAGCCACUCAAAGUUGAAGCCCUUUGAUCAGGUGAUUUAUGAUCAGUGGACUCCAAGGUGCAUCUGGCUCGUGGGCUCCAAGGGUCUGGUGGUGCGCAGCAGAGUGGACUCGUUGCAGCCUCACAAGGUUCCCUUCGCGCAUGACCACCCCGAAUCAGCUGAUCUCGUGGAGACCAUCCAUGCCAUACGGCCAACAGCGCUGAUAGGGGUGUCAGGGCAGGCAGGGACGUUCACCCAGCCAGUGUGUGAAGCCAUGGCUCAACUCAACGAGCGACCCAUCGUCUUCGCUCUCUCCAACCCCACGUCGCUCUCUGAGUGCACAGCAGAGGACGCGUACAAGUGGACUCAGGGUCGGGCCAUAUUCGCCAGUGGCAGCCCGUUCGCCCCAGUAGAAAUGGAUGGGAGGCGGUUCGUGCCAGGGCAGGGAAACAAUGCGUAUGUGUUUCCGGGGAUCGGCCUGGGCUGCCUCAUGUGUGGGGCCACCAGGAUGAGAGACGAGAUGUUCCUCGCUGCUGCCGAGGCACUGGCUGCACAGGUGAGCGACGACGACAGGGAGCAGGGGCGCGUGUACCCACCCAUCUGGAAGAUUCGGCAGAUCUCAGCCCACAUCGCCAGGGCCGUUGCUGCUAAGGCGUAUGAUCUCGGAGUGGCGACCAACUUGCCCAGGCCACCAGAUCUCCUGUCCUAUGCCUUCAGCAAAAUGUACAACCCUCAAUACAGAAGCUUCCGAUGA
This is a messenger RNA of Closterium sp. NIES-65, 2190 nucleotides long. NCBI's taxonomy places the organism in Eukaryota, Viridiplantae, Streptophyta, Zygnematophyceae, Desmidiales, Closteriaceae. The record is from the annotation of a GenBank genome assembly.